Hansenula ciferrii is the source of this 2244-nucleotide messenger RNA. It is a transcript of the gene THS1, whose product is annotated as threonine--tRNA ligase THS1. Gene Ontology annotation, cellular component: cytoplasm. The record is from RefSeq and is a predicted model, not a curated record. Gene Ontology annotation, biological process: threonyl-tRNA aminoacylation. The transcript has a single exon. Gene Ontology annotation, molecular function: threonine-tRNA ligase activity; ATP binding. NCBI's taxonomy places the organism in Eukaryota, Fungi, Ascomycota, Saccharomycetes, Phaffomycetales, Wickerhamomycetaceae. The coding region runs from base 1 to 2244 and encodes 747 amino acids.
AUGGUUGAAGAAGUCGCUAAGAAGAUUGAGCAAUUGGCUGUUGACGCUGAAACUGCGAAAGUCGUUGCGCCAAACGGUGCCGAACAAGCUUCACAAGCUCCAAAAGCUGAUAAUAAACAACAAAAACCAAAAGGUGAAGGUAAAAAGAAGAAAGAUAAAAAUGCAGGUGCUGCUUCAAAUAAAUUAUAUUUAGAACCUCAACCAGAAUUUAUUGAUGAAAGAAUUCAAUUUUUCGAAAAAUUACAAGGUGAAUAUAAUGAUUUUGUCGCUAAACAACCAAGAGAUGCUAUUAGAAUCACUUUAAAAGAUGGUACUGUUAAAGAAGGUGUUGCAUGGGAAACUUCUCCUUUCCAAAUCGCUUCAGAAAUUGGUAAAUCAUUUUUGGAAAGACAAUGUAUUUCAAAAGUUAAUGGUGAAUUAUGGGAUUUAGAACGUCCAUUAGAAAAAGAUACCGUUUUAGAAUUCUUUGAUUUCUCCACUCCAGAAGGUAAACGUGUCUUUUGGCAUUCAUCUGCCCAUGUUUUAGGUGAAUCUUGUGAAUGUAACUUAGGUGCUCACAUUUGUUUCGGUCCACCAACUGAAGAUGGGUUCUUUUAUGAUUUUAGUGUUAAAGGUGGUGAAGUUUCAGUUUCUCAAGCUGAUUUCCCAAAUCUUGAAGGUGUUGCUAAGAAUGCAAUUAAACAAAAACAAAAAUUCGAAAGAUUAGUUGUUUCUAAAGAAAACUUAUUAAAAAUGUUCCAUUAUUCAAAAUAUAAAAAGUAUAUGAUUAACACUAAAGUUGCUGAUGGUGAAUCAACUACUGUUUAUAGAAAUGGUCCAUUAAUUGAUUUAUGUGUUGGUCCUCAUAUUCCACAUACUGGUCGUAUUAAAGCUUUCAAAAUUUUGAAAAAUUCUUCAUCAUAUUUCUUAGGUGAUGCUAAAAAUGAAUCAUUACAAAGAGUUUAUGGUGUUUCAUUCCCUGAUAAAAAAUUAAUGGAUGAACAUAUGAAAUUCUUAGAAGAAGCUGCAAAGAGAGAUCAUCGUAAAAUUGGUAAAGAACAAGAAUUAUUCUUUUUCAAUGAAUUAUCACCAGGUUCAUCAUUUUGGUUACCUCAUGGUACAAGAAUUUACAACACUUUAUGUGAAUUAUUACGUACUGAAUAUCGUAAACGUGGUUAUGAUGAAGUUAUUACACCAAAUAUGUACAAUGCCAAAUUAUGGGAAACUUCAGGUCAUUGGGCUAAUUAUCAAGAAAAUAUGUUUACAUUUGAUGUUGAAAAGGAAAAAUUCGGUUUAAAACCAAUGAAUUGUCCAGGUCAUUGUUUAAUGUUCAAAUCUCGUGAACGUUCAUAUAGAGAAUUACCAUGGAGAGUUGCUGAUUUUGGUGUUAUUCAUCGUAAUGAAUUUUCAGGUGCUCUUUCAGGUUUAACAAGAGUUAGAAGAUUCCAACAAGAUGAUGCUCAUAUUUUCUGUACUCAAGAUCAAAUCGAACAAGAAAUUGAAAAUAUUUUCGAUUUCUUAAAAUAUGUUUAUGGUGUUUUCGGUUUUGAUUUCAAGAUGGAAUUAUCAACAAGACCAGAAAAAUAUGUUGGUGAAAUUGAAACUUGGAAUAAAGCUGAAUCUAACUUAGCUAAUGCCUUAAACAAAUGGGGUGGUAAAUGGGAAGUUAAUGAAGGUGAUGGUGCUUUCUAUGGUCCAAAAAUUGAUAUCAUGAUCUCAGAUGCUUUGAACAGAUGGUAUCAAUGUGCUACUAUUCAAUUAGAUUUCCAAUUACCAAAUAGAUUUGAAUUAGAAUACCGUACCAAAGAUGUUGCAUCAGAAGAUGUUAAAGAUACUGAUAGACCAGUUAUGAUUCAUAGAGCUAUCUUAGGUUCUGUUGAAAGAAUGACCGCUAUCUUAACUGAACAUUUCGCUGGUAAAUGGCCAUUAUGGUUAUCACCAAGACAAGUUUUAGUUGUUCCAGUUGGUGUUAAAUAUUUUGAUUAUGCUCAAAAAGUUCAAAAUGAAUUGAAAAAUGAAGGUUUCUAUGCUGAUGUUGAUGUUAGUGGUAACACUUUACAAAAGAAAGUUAGAACUGGUCAAUUACAAAAAUACAAUUUCAUUUUCAUUGUUGGUGAACAAGAAGAGCAAUCAAAAUCUGUUAAUAUUAGAAAUCGUGAUAUUGCUGAAUUACAAAACAAGAAUGAAGCUGUUGAAUUAUCAACUGUUAUUAAACAAUUGAAAGAUUUGAAAGAAUCAAAGAGAAAUGAUAAUGCUUUGAUCUAA